AUGUCAUCUACAGAAGAAUCUACUCAAGAACCGAUACUUGAUGGAAUUGAAACCCAAGACAUUCCAGAAGAGUAUGAUGAUACAACAACGACCAUAGUUGAUUACCCUACUUCAUUUAAUUAUCUAGAUACAAAAGAUAGUCCUGAUAUUCGAAAUGCCAAGUACAAGUCGCCAACUGAUCAUUUAAAUUGUCCUAUUUGUCAACAACCAUUUAUUAAUCCAUUAACAACUAUUUGUGGUCAUACCUAUUGCAAAGAAUGUAUAUAUGAAUGUUUCAAAAUGGCCAAAUCAAAUAGUAGCAGUAGCAGUAGUAGUCGAACUGAUGAAUUAACUGGAUAUUGCCCCUUGGAUAGAACACCUUUAGAUGGAGCCAAUAUCAAUGAUUUGUUCCCGACCCCAUUAAUAAUAACAAAUUUAAUAGAUGAACUAAAAGUUUAUUGUGCCAAUCAUGAACGAGGUUGUGAUUGGGUGGGGACAAGAUGGGAGUUAGAACAUCAUGUUAAAGAUAUUUGUCAAUAUACUGGAAUACGAUGUAAUGGUGUAAGAUCAGAUGGGUCAAUUUGUCAACUUAUUAUUGAACGAAGGUUUGAAGAUAAAGAAUCGUCCAAAUGUGUCCACCUAAUAUUUGAAUGUGAAUUUUGUAAAACAAAGGUCACGAAAAUAACUCAAACCAAACAUCUUGAACAAGAAUGUUUAUUUAAUUAUAAAACUUGUGAAUUAUGUGAUAAUGAUAUGAUACCAGAGAAAAAUAUGGCUAGACAUCAAGAAAAUUGUCGUAAAAUCGGUAGAUUCGUAUGUCCAGCUCAUGAAAUUGGAUGCAAAUGGAUUGGAACCAAUGAAACUUCAUUAGAACUUCAUUUAGAGAAUAAUUGUCAAUUGUAUCAUUUUUUACCCACUUAUUCAACAAUGAAAGAAAAAAUGGAUUCAUUGGUUUUAGAAAAUGAAACAUUACAAAAGCAAAUAAACAAGAUGUUAGAUUCAAUUAUUCAAGGGAAAAUAACCAAUUUAGGGUAUAGUGAAUCAAUUGAAGAAAUCAACAAGUUUGAAUCUAUAGAAGAUCAAGAUAAAUUAGUGUAUUUGAAUUUUGAAAUCGAUCGAUUAAAAUAUGAAAUAAAUGAAAGAAUUAUCCCAUUUAUGAAUAAAUCAACCGUCAAUGAACGAGAAAAUAUCAUGAAUAAUUUGAUCAAUGAUAAUUUCAUGAUUAGAGAGGAUAUGAAUGUACAACGAAUGAUGAUUAAUAGUUUGAGAAAACAAUUGCAAUUUUUGCUAUUUUCCAAGAAUAGAAACACUACCCUAGGCGGCAAUGCUAAUAAUAUGUUUCCAACUAUGUUUCCUACUGAAGAACUGGGAAUAGGAGAAAUUUAUGAAACAGUUUCUCGAAGUAAUUCUGAAGAAAGAUUGAAUUUGAAAUUAUAA
Candida dubliniensis CD36 is the source of this 1416-nucleotide messenger RNA. RefSeq lists its product as uncharacterized. The coding region runs from base 1 to 1416 and encodes 471 amino acids. The transcript has a single exon. The record is from RefSeq and is a predicted model, not a curated record. NCBI's taxonomy places the organism in Eukaryota, Fungi, Ascomycota, Pichiomycetes, Serinales, Debaryomycetaceae.